Messenger RNA from Nycticebus coucang (slow loris), 5877 nucleotides. Its product is annotated as DNA-(apurinic or apyrimidinic site) endonuclease 2-like. The coding region runs from base 94 to 1650 and encodes 518 amino acids. The record is from RefSeq and is a predicted model, not a curated record. Gene Ontology annotation, biological process: base-excision repair. NCBI's taxonomy places the organism in Eukaryota, Metazoa, Chordata, Mammalia, Primates, Lorisidae. The transcript has a single exon. Gene Ontology annotation, molecular function: phosphoric diester hydrolase activity; endonuclease activity; double-stranded DNA 3'-5' DNA exonuclease activity. Gene Ontology annotation, cellular component: nucleus.
GGGAGGUGGGACAUGGCGGACUUCGGAUCAGCAGGCUCUUUGCUGCUUUGGACCUCAGUUGGUGCGGACUGGUAGGUGUUAUCGUUUGCGAGGAUGUUGCGCGUGGUGAGCUGGAACAUCAACGGAAUUCGGAGCCCCCUGCAGGGUGAGGUACACCGGGAAUCCAGUAAGUGUGCCGCCAAGGCCAUCGGGCGCAUUUUGGACGAGCUGAAUGCUGAUAUUAUCUGUCUCCAGGAAACCAAAGUUACCAGGGAUGUACUGACAGAGCCUUUGGCUAUCGUUGAGGGCUAUAACUCCUAUUUCAGCUUCAGCCGCAAUCGUAGUGGCUAUUCUGGUGUAGCCACCUUCUGUAAGGACUGUGCUACUCCAGUGGCGGCUGAAGAAGGUCUGAGUGGCCUGUUUGCCACUCAGAAAGGGGACGUGGGUUGCUAUGGAAAUAUGGAUGAGUUCACCCAAGAGGAACUCCGGGAUCUGGAUAGUGAGGGCCGGGCCCUCCUGACACAGCACAAGAUCCAUACAGGGCAAGGGAAGGAGAGGACCUUGACGCUAAUCAACGUGUACUGCCCUCGUGUGGACCCUGGGAAGCCUGAGCGGUUGGCCUUUAAGAUGCGCUUCUAUCGCUUGCUGCAGAUCCGAGCAGAAGCCCUCCUAGCAGCUGGCAGCCAUGUGAUCAUUCUAGGUGACCUGAACACAGCCCACCGCCCCAUUGACCACUGGGACGCAGUCAACUUGGAAAGUUUUGAAGAGGACCCAGGACGGAAAUGGAUGGAUGGCUUGCUCAAUAACCUGGACUGCCAGUCUGGCUCCCAUUUAGGGCCCUUCAUUGAUAGCUACCGCUACUUCCAACCAAAGCAGAAAAGGGCCUUCACCUGCUGGUCAGUGGUAACUGGUGCCCGCCAUCUCAACUAUGGUUCCCGACUUGACUAUGUGCUGGGUGACAGGACUCUGGUCAUAGACACUUUCCAGGCCUCCUUUCUGCUGCAUGAGGUGAUGGGCUCUGAUCACUGCCCUGUGGGUGCAGUCUUAAAUGUGUCCCCUGUGCCUGCAAAACAGUGCCCACCUCUGUGUACCCGCUUCCUCCCUGAGUUUGCAGGCACCCAGCUCAAGAUCCUUCGCUUCCUAGUUCCUCUUGAACAAGAUCCUGUUUUGGAGCAGUCAGCACUGCAACUCAGCGAUCAAACCCGGGUGCAGAAAUGCCAAAACAAAGGCUACCUACGCUCAACUAGGUCUCGGCCCAGUCAGGCUGGCUCCAGCAGAGGCCAGAAAAAUCUGAAGAGCUACUUCCAGCCUUCCUCCUGCCGUCCCAAAGCCUCUCCUCACUUAGAGUUGCCUAGCCUGCCACUCAUGGGUGCCCUUAUUACCCCAAAGACUUUGGAAGAGGAGGCAACAACCAAAGUGGCAGAGGAGCAGGCCAAGACUUCAGAAGCCAAAGAUGAGAAGGAGGUACGAACUUCCUUCUGGAAAUCUGUGCUGGGGGGUCCCAUGCCCACACCCCUCUGUGGUGGCCACAGGGAGCCAUGUGUGAUGCGUACUGUGAAGAAGCCAGGACCCAACCUGGGCCGCUGCUUCUACAUGUGUGCCAGACCUCAAGGUCCACCCAGUGACCUCUCCUCUCGCUGCAACUUUUUCCUCUGGAAAGGAUCCAGCUAAACCAAUGAGGCCUUGAGAUGUCCAGCAUGGUCACCCCUGAACAUGAUCUGAGGCCAGCUCUCCUCCUGAGCUGCCAGUGCUGCAUCCAGGGCUCUUUGUCCUCUUCCCCCUCUUUUCCUUUUUCUUCCUCUUUCUCCUCCUCCUCUAAGCCUUCUCUUCCUCUCACUUCCUGCCUAGCUCCUUGUUGGUGAAGCUUAAUUAUGCCUUAAUCUUGUGACAUACCUUCCUGUCACAAGUACAUGGGAAUCAGCUGCCUCAGGAAGUUAUGAUUUUUGAACUCUUUCUGUCCUUGAUGGGAAAUGUAUUUAUGUAUAAAGUCCUUGUCUUUGUUUCAGGGUACUACAUGCAAUGGACAUUUACUCCAUCAAGUUGAAUUAGAAAAGCUGUCUCAAUAGUUGGUUUGCCAGCUGCCUAUAGCCUGAUGAUAUAACUCCUAGGGAGAGGGGAAGAGGGAGGAGUGGUACUUACCAUAAAGGGCUCUGCUUGGCUGUAGGGGUUCUCUGCACAGCUGAGAUUAGAUCAGCAAGGGAGAUGGAUUGUUUAGUCUUUCUUUUUUGAGACAGCCUCAAGCUGUUGCCCUGGGUAGAGUGUUGUGGCGUCACAGCUCACAGCAACCUCAAACCCUUGGGCUUAAGCAAUUCUCUUGCUUCAACCUCCCAAGUAGCUGGGACUACAGGCGCCCACCACAAUGCCCAGCUGUUUUUUGGUUGUAAUUGUCACUGUUGUUUGGCAGACCUGGGCUGGAUUCGUACCUGCCAGCUCUGGUGUAUGUGGCUGGUGCCUUAGCCGCUUGAGCUACAGGCGCCGAGCCAGAUUAUUUAGCCCUAAACCACAACUUCCCAAUGAAUGUGUUCCAUAGCUGCCACAAAUGGGUUACAGGGUGGAAAGAAAUAGAGCCCUUGUCCCUCAGAAUUUCCGGGCAGAACAUGGGAUCACACAAGUCUCAGGGAACAUUGCUUCCUAGGCAAGCAAUGUCAUUAGUCCAGCUGUGCUAUGCACAUGUUUCUGUGUACUAUGACCUAGAAAGGUUGGUUCUGGAUAUGACACCUGCUAUAGCCAAGCCCUCUUUUAUCACUUUGGAAAACAGGGCUGGUGAGUCUUAUUCUAUAAGAUGCUGUGUGAAGGGGGCCAGGCACCAUGGCUCACACCUGUAAUCCCAACACUUGGGAGGCCAAGGUGGGUGGAUUGCCUGAGCUCACAGGUUUGAGAACAGCCUGAGCAAGAGUGAGACCCCAUCUCUAAAUAUAUAUAUAUAUAUAUAUAUAUAUACACACACAUAUAUAUCCGAGUGUUGUGGCGAGUGCCUGUAGUCCCAGCUCCUUGGGAGGCUGAGGCAAGAGAAUCACUUAAGCCCAAAGAGUUUGAGGUGGUUGUGAGAUGUGAUGCCACGGCACUCUACCGAGGGUGACAAAGUAACACUCUGUCUCCAAAAAAAAAAGAUGCUGUGUGCGGGAAAGAGGAUAAUGGAUUGAUGAAGAUAUCUAUUCCUCCUUCUGGAAAAUACCUCCUCAGUUUUGGGGAACCACUCCCUCUCUCCAGGCAGUUUGGUUAGGGCUAACUCUAUCUCUUGGCUUCAAGGGCUAGCCAGGGCCCCCUUGUCCAGUCUACCAGUGAGUCAUUCCCUGGGUUUUUGUUGACUCAUUAGGAAAAACCAGUUCUAACAAGUCUACCAAGUGUCCCAGCUUUUUGUGCGACUCAUGCAUAGUGUUUGGGCAUUUCCUUCUUUCUAGGUCUCAGUUUCCCUGUCAGUAAAAUGGAAUGGUCAGGCCAAAAAGUGAUCUGGUUUCCUCAUGCAUCUGCCACUUGUUGGAGGGAGUUGAGUAUGGUGCAGUUGUCUGUUCUUUGUCCAAUAAAGAGCUAAAAGUGCUGCAGUUUGCUCUUUUACUUAUAGACUUCAGUCAGCUGGAGGCACAUAACAAAGCAGAGGACAGGAGGAGGUCCAGCCCCAAGGGCAGUACAGGUGGGGUGGGGAUCCAAAGCAACUGGCUUCUCAGGCAUAAGUGGUGACAUACUGGGGCUCCAUGUUCCCAAAGUAGGUGUGCUCCCUCUUACUCAUGAGCUCAAAGUGCACAGGACAGUGACAGAAAUUGCAGGCUGCCACAGACACGUCCUGAAGGAGCAGCCCCACUUCAUUCCAGGCUACCAGCAACUUCCCUGAAGGUGUUAGGGGAAGGAGAGGAAAAGAAUUAGACUGGAUCUUCCAAAUUCCUGUGUCACAGUACAGAUGGGCCAAGAUAUUGCUACCCUCAACCCUUCAAGGUGCUUCAGAGCCAGAAGUAGCCUCCUCUCUGCUCCAGUGUGUGUCAUUAAUGUUGCCAUUUUUCUGUCGGUGGCAGGAUGUAUGAUAGAUUGGGAACCAGUCUUUUGACAUAAUUUGAAGCUGUCCUGCCCUGGACCACUCCUUAAGUAUAGGAUGUGCUGUGACUGGAGAAGUGAAUCUAUCUGGAAACUCCUAGCAUGGUAAGGAAAGAUGAUACCGACAGUAACCACACUAUUCCAUUGGUGCUAUGACCAGAAAAGUCUAGAAAGUGCCUCAGCUAUGUGCCAGGGCUCUGUCCUUGUCCUUUCCUUUGCUCAUGCCCUUCAUAAUCUCAUCUAGUCUAAUGGCUUUAAGCAGCAUCUCUAUGCUGAUGGUUCUGAAAUUUUCAUCUCCAGUCCAGACGUCUCCACUGAUUUAUAGACUUUUUAUAUCCAGUGAACUUUGCAUUUUCACCUGGAUGUCUAAUAGGCAUCUCUAACUUACCUGUACAACUGAGCUAUUCAUGUCUUUACCUUCCACCAAUCCUGCUCUACUGUCAGCUUUUCCUGUCUCAGUUGAUGGCAAUUCCAGUUGUUCAGUCCAAACAUUUCAGAGACAUACCUUAUUUUUCUUUCUCUCUUACUCCAUGUUUAAUCUAUCAGCGAAUACUGUUGGCUCAACCUUUAAGUCUGACCCCUUAUCACCACCUCCAUUGUCAUCAUCAGGUCUGAUCCAACAUUGUCUUUCACUUGGAAUGUUACAGUAGCCCUCUACUAGGUCUUCCUGCUUCCACUCUUGCUCCAUUUCAAUGUAUUCUCAAUAUGGAAAUCAGAACAAUUUAAUUAAAGCCUGAGUCAAAUAAGUCAGUCCUCUAUUCUGGUCAUUCUGAGGGCUGUGACUAAAAGCCAGAAUCCUUCCAAUGGCAUACAAUACUCUGACCCCGCAUUGCCUCUGUCUACUCAAUUUUUCAUAUCUUUUCUCUCUCCUUUUUUUAAAUUCUUUUUUUGAGACAGAGUCUCACUUUGUCACCCUUAGUAGAGUGCUGUGGUGUUAUACCUCACAUAACCUCAAACUCUUGGGCUCAAGUGAUUCUCUUGCCUCAGCCUCUUAUGUAGCUGGGACCACGGGUGCCUGCCACCACGCCUGGCUGUUUUUAGACAUGAGGUCUUGCUCUGGCUCAGGCUACUCUCAAAUCUGUAAGCCCAGGGAAUGCACCUGCCUCGGCCUCUCAGAGUGCUAGGAUUAUGGGUAUGAGCCACUGUGCCCCACCUUACUCAAUUUUUCUGUCUCCCACUUGCUUACACACCUCCACACUUGUCUAACUAUUCCUCAGUCAGACAAGGAAUACACAUGUGUCUUCUCUGCCUUAAGCUGCUCCCUCUUCCUAGGAUGUCCUUUCUUUUAGAUACCUACCCAACUAACUCCAUCACCUCCUUUAAAUCUUUGCUUAAGUAUCACCUCAAUAGUCUCUACCCUUGCCACUGUAAUACUGCAGCCCUCUAAACUAGCCCCUGGGGGCUGGGACUAGUUCCAGUCCCCUGUAUACUGCUUUGUUUUUUCCCCUAACACUGAGAUCUAAUGUAGUAUUCAUUCAUUCAGUUUGUUUAUUUUUAAAAUAUUCUUUGACUAUCCCAUUCCACUAGAAUAUAAGCUCCAGAAGAGUAGGAAUUUUGUUACUGGUUUGUUUAUUAAUAGAUCCCCAGCACCUAGAAUGGUAUACUCACACAGUAGGUACUUGGUUAGGAUUUGUUGGCAGGAAAGUACAAGUCAAUCCAGUGUAGUUGAAGAAAUAAAAUGUAUGUGGGAGGGCGGCGCCUGUGGUUCAGUGAGCAGGGCGCCAGCCCCAUAUACUGAGGGUGGUGAGUUCAAACCUGGCCCUGGCCAAACCAACAAAAAAAUAGCUGGGCAUUGUGGCAGGCGCCUAUAGUCCCAGCUACUCGGGAGGCUGAGGCAGGAGAAUCACCUAAGCCCAGGAGUUGGAGGUUGCU